Truncatella angustata is the source of this 1750-nucleotide messenger RNA. Its product is annotated as fungal-specific transcription factor domain-containing protein. Gene Ontology annotation, biological process: DNA-templated transcription. The record is from RefSeq and is a predicted model, not a curated record. Gene Ontology annotation, molecular function: zinc ion binding; DNA binding. The transcript is spliced from 2 exons. Bases 98 to 1642 code for a protein of 514 amino acids. NCBI's taxonomy places the organism in Eukaryota, Fungi, Ascomycota, Sordariomycetes, Amphisphaeriales, Sporocadaceae.
CAAUCCUGUCAAGGAAUCCUGGUCCGCGUGGACGCACCCGUCGAUCCAAAGCACCCUCGAAAGACGCAUAAAACGCUCUCUGCCACCGUGGACGGAGAUGUUCUCCAUCGUCACAGAGUUCUUCAACGAAGAACACAAAGCUUUUCCGUGCUACCACCCACCUACUUUCAUGACUCUCUUAGGCCAGCAGUAUUCUGGGACCAUUACUGACAACCCAGCCUGGUGGGCCUCGCUCAACGCUAUCCUGGCCAUCGUCCUGCGUCGUCGAGUUGAAAGGGGCCAGUGCCCUGCAACCGAUGAGGCCCGGGCUUGGGAUUAUGCUGCCAACGCUUUGGGGAGUGCUCUGGACAUUUUGAUGCGCAACACGCAGCUGAUAUCUGUCCAAGCGCUUCUGAGCAUUGCCUGGUUUUUCCUGGGAACUCCUAAUCCGCAGCCUAGCUUCAUGUUCGCUGGGAGUGCCCUACGCUUAGCCCAUUCCAUUGGGCUUCAUAAGACUGAUUGCGACUCAUCUCUAGGUCCUAUUGAACAUGAGAUGAGACCCAAGGUCUUCUGGAUUGCCCUUAGCCUGGAUCGGGAGCUCUGUCUUCGGACAGGAAGGCCACCAGCUCAUGAUCUCCAUGAUUUCCAGGUUGAUCUACCAACAGAUUCCGUCGCCGACGACUCUGACGCUAUAACAACCAUGAAUGGCGCAACAUUGAAGCUUUGCAGAGCUCAAGCUGGGCUGGCCAUGGUUCAGGGCUGUGUAUACCGUAAGCUGUACUCAAGUGAGUCCUCGAAAGAUGCAAACCAUAUUGCAGACUCUAUUUUGGCGCUGAACAAGCACUUGGAGAAAUGGCGUGCCUCCAUAAAUCCAGCAUUCAUUUCUGAUCAACCUGUCCAGAAAGGCGAGCAUCCUGGACUGGUGCGUUUAUACUACUCUUAUUACAACUGCGUCAUUGUCACGAAUCGCGCGUACUGUCGCGAAUACUGGAUGGCUCUCAACAUGACAACAGCUCCAAAGCUGACCGCGAAUGUAAGAGCCUCGAUCCGCUUGUGUUUGGAUGCGGCUAGAUCAAUUGCUGCGUUAUCUUUUGUGAUACCGCACGACUGGAAAAGCUUUUACUGGGAUACAAUUUCGAUAAAUGUCAGCGCCGCCAUCAUUCUCUCAAUCAACAUCCUACGCGAACCGAAACUGGACAGCACAGAAGUUGACCUACGUACUGUAUUCGACAUCAUUCAGCUUUUUGCUGCCUUGGACCAGGGAAAAGGCGAUACCUACCUGUCACAGGUUCGGAAGGCGUGUGAGGAGUUGUAUCGCAUGGCUCAACGGGCAUUCCUUUCAUCUAAGGAACAGACGCGCACGGGCAUCUUACUACAGCCGCAGGUGCAAGAUACCCAGGGUAUCAUUGACACUAACCGUCGUGAAAACAGCCUCGGCGGAGCGCAAUCAACCUUUGUGCCCCAUAUGCCGAACGGAACCCCUCUGCACACAGCUCCCUGGGUAGCUGGUGUUGAGUCUGCAUUGGACCCAGAGCCUCGCCUGGAUAUCAAUGAGUUCGACCUCAGUAAUUGGCCUCAAGCCGGACAGAUGGCCCCUGAUCCAGCUUCAAUACAGUGGAGUUUGGAUAUGCUAUGGGAUGGGCCUUUUGUAUCUUUGUAUUAGGGCACCCGACUUCUGAGAUGUGUAACCAUACACCACCAAUCCAUGAAUGAGUGCGAAAUGCUCAAGAAACAACGUCUCGGCAAGAAUAUAAAGGUUCCUCGAUGUGUA